AUGGCUCGGUUUUGAACUGGCGAGGUGGCAAAUCUGUAUUGUUUAUUGUUUUACCAAAGAGAUUGUAGAAUCGUAAAGCUGGAAGGGACUUCCAAGGGUCAUCUAGUCCAACAGCCUGCGACUCAGGAAUCACAACUAAGGAAUCCCUGAGAGAUGGUCACCUCUGUUUAAAAACAUCCUAUGAAGAAGGGAGAGGCAUGUUGUACAUACCGGUAAUAAUUUAGUAACAAUUCGGAAGUUAGCCAGGGGUUACUGGAGGGAGAAGGCUUUUUUUCUGCACAGGUGUCCAGACUAAAUAAGAGAUAGGGAACCUACAGCCCUCCAGAUAUUGUGGGAUUACCGAUCCCAUCAUCCCCAGCCAGAGUGGCCAAUGGUUAGGGGUGAUGCCAGUUGUGCUCCACCAGCAUCAGGAGGACCCUACUUUGGCCGCCUCUAAGAGAUGCAUGACAGACAGAAUCACACCAGGGGCAAUAGAGUUACAGAAACCGACAAUUGCCCAAAUGUUUCUUUCUAUAUUACUCUUAAAAGUGAACCUAGCAGAGGCUGGGACUGUUAAUGUUUAAUCAUAUAAUAUCUAAUCUUUGAAUGGUUUCCAGAGAGACAGCGGCGUAGCGUGGGUUGUCAGCACCCGGGGCAAGGCAAGUAAUUUGCGCCCCCUAACCCCUAACCUGCCGCCGCUGCCAGCUUCUUCUUGCUGCUGCCUGGGCUGGGGUAUUUACGGUAAGGUAGCCACAGUGGCGGCGGCGGGUCCGUGUCAGGUGAUCUAAGGCGAGUUGCCGCUGGCGCUGCCGCCCAAACGACGCCGCUUGCCUGGAGGAGGAGGGCAGAGAGGCGAAGAAAAUGCAACAUGGCCCAGCAGCUGCAGCAGCAGCGGCGGCGGGGCUGUGAGGAGGGGCUGCCUGGCGCACCCUCCGCGGCCCUGACGCGUGGGGACUGCGGCGAGCGCUGAGAGCCGCUGCCAGCUCAUCGGUUCCGCGAGACAUGGGGCUCUGCUACAGCCUGCGCCCGAGGCUCUUCGGCGCCCCCCCAGAUGUUGCGCCCGGUGCGGCCGGCCCCCCCUGCAUCCCCCACGCUACGCCACUGCAGAGAGAGACUAAUAUCCGUAGACUGGCCUUACAGACAUAAGAAGAGCCUGCUGGAUCAGGCCAACGGUCCAUCUAGUCUAGCAUCCUGUUCUCACAGUGGCCAUCCAGAUGGCUGUGGGAAGCCAGCAAGCAGGAUUUAAGCACAAGAGCACUGUCCUUUCACUGUGUUAUCUACCAGGCAGUCUCAUCUGUUGACUAUGAGGAACAUGAAUUUAAGGCAUAAUGCAUUCCAGAAUAAAUUCUGGUUUGCCAGUAACAAGAUAUUCAUUUGGCAUAGGGUAAGGCAGCACCAGACCCAUGGCGAGAAAGGGGUACUACUAACAGGCAGGGAAAUGUGGAGCCCAGUUCUAGCCAUGUUUACUUAUCUCACUGGUUUCAUUUGAAUUUGCUCCAAUGUAAGCAUGGACAGUAUUGCAGCCAUUCAUCUUCAUGUUUAUUAUUGGGUUCAGUUGUUCUUCAGUUUUCUGCCGCAAACAGCCUAACCCUAUUUAUCUGGUAAUAAGCCCUACGUAAUUUAAUAGGACUCACUUCUGAGUGGACAGCUCAUAAAAUUAAUGCAGCAUACAAUUUUCAUAUGUUUACUACCUUUAAAUCUACAUGCAAAAUCAAAUAGCAGCUGAUUUAGGGUUGUGGAAAACUUUCCAGAAAUGUUUAUAGAAAUUUUCACAAUUUAUUCCCCCCCCCUCCGCCAGUAAGCCCACAUCUCUAACUGAACUGAUGCCUUUCUUACUGGGCUUAUUUUAAUAUUAAUACAGGGCAUACAUGUUGAAAAUGACCCCUUUGUUUGAAACAGUACAGUUGUCUUUUAAAAUCUUGCCUAGAACUGAAGAUUUAUGCUGGGCAGAGAUCUGAUUCUAGGGUGAUACCAAAUCACCUUCUGAGGGAAGACCAAUACACCCCUCUGGCUACGUUGGGUAUCUCUAAUCCUGAGGAAAAACCAAGCAUGCUUGUCAUAUUUAUAGAGACUCUUUACUCACAUUAGCAUGCCAUGGCUGAAAAAAGCAUUAACCACCAGAAACAGCGCUGUCACCAGCAAUAGACACUGAUGCAAGUCCUAGAAGGACAGGGAUCCAUGUACUUACUUAAAAUUAUAAUCUAUCCUGAGUCACAUGGAUGGUUUGGGCUAUAAAACAAAAAUAACUGUAUGUCCUAGUGAGCCACUUGUUUGGCAAGGUUGCCCAGGUCAGACCCCAAUGACCAUGUGAGUCAAAUUCUCCUUUCCCAGCAUUUAAUUAGGAUGGUCCUAUUGAACCAGUAGAAUUGCUGGGAAAUUUUCCGGAAAACCUCUCAGCCACUGAUGAGAAAUGUCAGUUAUUCUUGGGAACUCCUAAGGUUUGAGACAGUAGCACCCGCAAAUUUUGGAUCAGAAGAAAUAAAGACAAGUUAAUAAAAUGUUGCUGGCUGGUCUCCAAAGACUUCCAUAGACACGGUCUAAAAAACUUUGGUUAUCCUGAGAGAGCAAGCAGAUGACUGACGACUAGCUGUGAGGGAAACGCUGUGUGUUCUCAGCUUCUCCAUAGGUCUGGCAGGCACGUUGUUUCAUUACUAAAGUCCUGGAGCAACUUUUAAUAUCAUUCAGGAUGACACAAGCCAUUUUUUAUGAUGAUAAAUGGUCUAGAAUCACCACCAAAGGAAGCAUGUAAGGCUGGUGACACAUUUAUUGUUACCAUGGCUGCUCCUGGCUGGAGAUUACUUAUUAAAAACCAGCAAGAGGGCAGCAGUAGACAGCUGUUUGAAGGGACCAGAAUUAUUCCUGCUCUCAGACACAAUCAUAGCCAGAAUGAGUGAGAGGAACUUUCUGCCUUCGGCGAAACUAAUAAAUGAAAAUAUUACUUUAAGUGGCAAGGGGUAGGAGAGUUUUCCCCCACCCCCUAGAUUUGGAUCAUAUCUGAACCUUCUAUGUGGAACAAAUUGAAUCGAUUGCAAUCUGAUUUUACAAUAAUGUUUUAUUGUUUGAAAUAAUACCUUUAUUUGAGCAAAUGCAUAUUUUAAACCAAUUAAUUCAAAGUGUUCUUUCUUUGGCUAUGUUUGUACUUCAGGGCUGAACUACAUGACCCAUAUCUCUUUUUUAUUCUGUGGAUUUAUGCAUUUUUAUUUUUGGCUAAGCUACAUUAGUUUAUCAGCCUUCUCUAAUCCCAGUUUUAAAUGUGGACAAUCAAUUCUGUGGUGCAUUUCUAAGAGGUUUUGUGUCAAUUUUGAAAGCAGUGGCAAUGAAGCCUCUGGUUCCUGAGUUGGCUGAGCUACUGUGAGGUUUAACAGUUUCUGUGAACAUUCCAUCUGCUGAGGGAGAUUAUUAGGCUGUGGCUUCAUAUUGCUCCAACUUUGCCAGAUGAAGUAAACAAAACAAAACAAAAUCUCUCACAUGGAGAAUAUGGACUGGAAAGCUCAACAGGAAGAGGUUCCAGGAGGAAGCAGCACUCACAGGUAAGCAGCCUGAACACAUGGAGGCUAAAGGAAGGUAUUCCAGAAAUGGAAAGCUGAGGGAAGGUUGGAUAAGGCAGAGAGGGGUCUGAGGAAAACAAGAACAGAAAAAGAUGGUUUAGAAGAGUGAGAUAAAAAAUGAGCUAAUGAAAGGGGAAAGAGUUUGUGUGUUCUUGGUAGGAGUGCAAAACUGGUCAAGUUGUCUAAAGAAAGUGAGUACACACUUGAGUACACGCAGAAAGAGCGUACACAUUCAAAGGAGCUGAGGAAAUAGCAGGUGGCAGAAAGUUGAAGAGACCAAGGGCCUAACCAAAUGCACACAUGUGUAUUAAAUGCUCAGUGAUAGUUUGAAUAUAAAGUAGGGUAGUGGUGGUGAGAAGAUUAACAUUUUACUCUAAAAGAAGUUUGGGGAGCAAAAUCUACUCCCUCCCCUGCCUUAGCUAUGUACUUCACUGUUUUAUGAUGCCCCUCCCCUUCAGCUCAGCUCUGAUACCAAAAGUGAGGGGGCACAUCUUAAAACAUCAGAAAGUAAGGUGAAAACACUAACAGCAUGGACUAAAGAGUGAAGACCUUCCUCCCACCACAAAAGAAGAAGAAUAAAUUUUGAAUCUUCAAACUAAUCUUCAAAUUCAAACCAGCAGUCAGGCAGGAGGAAGGGAAGUGUGUACUGGAGGAAGACACUUGAUGGUUCCAAUUUUCUUUCCCAGCCAGAUAUCUUCCUGGCACUAGCUGUUUUUUUACCCUAAGCCUUCUACUUAGAAUCUACUUAGAAUGGUUGGACAGUGUUCUCGAAGCUACCAACUUGAGUUUGACCAAACUGCGGGAGGCAGUGGAAGACAGGAGUGCCUGGCAUGCUCUGGUCCAUGGAGUCACGAAGAGUGAGACACGACUAAACAACAACAACAAGCCACUUUUUGUUUCUGUCAACCCAAAGGAAAGGAUGCAGACUGUCCUUUAUGUGUAUCUUAAUUUUGUUAAGCAGCUCCUUUUCACAGAAUUCCUCUUGUACAAAAACAUUUAAAAAUAAAAAUUAGCCUUGCAGUACAAGAGGUGUGGGGUUGCGGGUGGCGCUGUAGGUUAAACCUAGGACUUGCCGAUCAGAAGGUCGGUGGUUCAAAUCUCCGCAACGGCGUGAGCUCCCGUUGCUCGGUCCCUGCUCCUGCCAACCUAGCAGUUUGAAAGCACGUCAAAAUGCAAAUAGAUAAAUAGGUACUGCUCCAGUGGGAAGGUAAACGGUGCUUCCGUGCGCUGCUCUGGUUUGCCAGAAGCGGCUUAGUCAUGCUGGCCACAUGAUCUGGAAGCUGUACGCCGGCUCCCUCAGCCAAUAAAGCGAGAUGAGCGCUGCAACCCCAGAGUAGGUCAUGACUGGACCUAAUGGUCAGGGGUCCCUUUACCUUUACCUUACAAGAGGUGUGAAAGGUAAUGGGGAAGAAACAAAUUGGCAUGGGAACAACUCCAAAUCCUUUCCUGGCUUGAACUGCUCUUGUGCAAACCCAAAUUUCUAUUUUUAUUUUUUUUUAGCUUUACGGGCACAGAUAAGCAAAUGGACCUCUGGCUUCAAAUCACAAAUCACAUUUGCCUUAAUUUACUUAAUUGUAAGAAUUAUAUAUUCAGUGCUUUUCAGCACUGCCAUGGUGCAACAAUCUGGAUUAAGGUGUGUGUGUGUGUGCAUACACAUUUCGUCUUUCGGGGGGGAGUUGCAGGAGGGGGAAGAGCUAUCAGAAUGGCUGGUGCCCAGGUCACUCUUGCCAAAAUCUCCAAUUGUGCUGACAGGUUCUAAAAGGUUGUCAGUCCUAAAUGAUUGACAUUGGAGUGGUUUUAGCUGGAAGCUAUAGGCUAUAAGUGGUGUUCUUUCACUUUCAUGAACAUCCCCACGCCCCCACAAAAAUGGCCUACACUAUACCAAGAAUAUUUUCUCCCGAAGAUGCCUAAAGGACAUCUAGCUAACAGACUAUGCCAUUUUGUACCUUUGCACAUUUACUUCUGAUUUGGGAAGAACAGAUCAGUUGUGGAUUUGCCUUGGGAAAACACAACUACUCCCACAGCAAAGGAGAGUGAGAGAGGCAAAUGACAAACCAGACCUCACUUUUAGAGAAAUAGCUCAUAGGUGAACUGCAAUUGUAGCUUCAGGUCACUAACAUUUGCAGAAUGCAAGAGCCACUAUUAUACCAGACUACAGUGCUGGAACAGUGGCUUAUGUGACAGCUUCAGUGAGGAAAUGCUGCAGGAUGCCUUCUUUAUGUGAAUGAGCCUGGUUAUAAAGAAUGGCUGUGGUGGUGAAAUCCUCUGAUCUUAAAAAUGUAGGAAUUUAAAAAUCACUAGAGCAUAAGUACAAAUGACUUGCAGCCUUUUUGUUUAAUGUUUCAGAUUCUUUACUUUUUAUUAACAUCACAUGUUCCAUCUUUUCUCUUUAACCAUGAGGACUAGAAUGUGACUUUUAGAAAAAUGAAGUUUGGCAUUCUUGGGAUAAUAACAGGAGCUCUGGCUGUACAUAAGUGUUACUUGUGUUGUAUGUAAGCCAUGGGCUAUUUGUUGCCCAGCCUGCCAGACAUAUAAGCAAGUACAGUGGCGUAGGAAGGGGUGUGUGAUGGGUGUGGGCUGUUCCGGGUGUCAUCAUUGAGGAGGGUGACAAAAUGACAAAAAUGUGAGGUUUUUUUAAAAAAUUGGGCUCACUAAACUUUUUAGUUCAGUCAACAAACACAACGAAAUGCGGCUGGCACUGGGCGCCACACCGCGGGGGCCGGCGCUUACCGCGGGGCCUGCAGCAUGCCCGAGCUGUGCGUCUCUCCUGGGAGUGACAUGGUGGCUUGGGUGCCUGCAGGCUCCAGGCGCUGCCUGAAACAGCAGCAUGGGGCUUGCAUCUGCCCGCCGCCUCAGCCAUCCUACAGUUGAGGGGGAGGUUGUGGAGAGGCUCCAUGCAGCGCACCCUGCCUUGGCUUGCCCCCCCAAUAGGCGGCUUGCCCUGCCCCAUGGAUGGCUCACCCCGCUCCCAUGGGCAGCUCGCCCUGCUCCCCGGGCACCCAAGCGGUAGCUAUGCCACUGAGCAGGUACAAAGUACUUUCAUAAACAGCCAUUGUUGGGGAUUUGUGUUAUCAGUCUUGUGAGAUAAUUAGAGCAAUGUAAAUUUGUGGGUACAUCCAUUUCUGGUUCCCUCUUUGCCCCACAGCCCCUGAGGUAGAAUGCUGAAUUAUUUGUGAAAGGAAGUGGUCGCUUUUACUUGCUCAUGAGUAUUUCUAUUCAGUCUAAUAGAAGAGAAAUGGGCUAUUAAAGUCUCCAGGGACCUUGCUUUAUAGAUGUAAUUUACCUUCAAAGUGUCUCAGAUAUGCUGCUAGAGAGAAUUUCUAAGAGUGCAAUUGCAUUAGGUAUGAAUGCAGAAGGCAAACUACAGAUAAAAUGCAGAAGACAUUAAGAGAAUCAAGAGGGAGUGAGAAGAAGCUAAAAAAUAUGAAAGGAAUGAAACAUUAUAGAAGUGAGGGAAACAAAGACUGAAAGAUUGAAAGAAAGAUUGAAAAGAGGCUGCACAGAUUCAGCUAAAGCAUGCUAAAAAGGGUGAUCUGGAAGGGAGAGAAGAGGAUGUUUCAGUGGUAUGUGAAUAUUGGGAAACAUGCAACUAAACUGGGCCUUUUAUUCAAGUAGUAGACUGAAUUAUUUGAUGGUAUUUUUCCUUGUACAUUAAGUGCAAAAUUGUUAAAAUGCUUGAAUAAGAAGGAGUGUAUAUGUGACUCAGGCAUUUACAGAUUUAAAGUUAGAAUGAGCUGGAUGGUGCCAUUAUUCUUGGUCUCAUGCAUCUUUAUUAUGUGGUAUGUCAUAGCAAAAGAAACCUGUGAUAUUGUAACACUCUUUGCUCCUUCUCAGUACAGUGGUACAGUACCUUGGUUUACAAACUUAAUCCGUUCCAGAAGUCUGUUCUUAAACCGAACCCGUUCUUAAACCGAGGUGCGCUUUCCCUAAUGUGGCCUCCCGCCACCAGUGCCCUUCCACCCUUCGGCUUCCAUUCUUAGACCGAGGUAAAGUUUGCAAACCGGGAUACUACUUCCGGUUUUGUGGAGUUCGUAAACUGAAUAGUUUGUAAACAGGGCUGUUCUUAAACUGAGGUCUUGGGUUACAGACGCUUCAGGUUACAGACUCUGCUAACCCAGAAAUAGUACCUUGGGUUAAGAACUUUGCUUCAGGAUGAGAACAGAAAUCGCGCGGCGGUAGCGGAAGGCCCCAUUAACUAAAGUGGUACCUCAGGUUAAGAACUUCCCUAUACAUGGCUGCCUUCCAAUAUCUUCUAAAAGCUGUAUAGUUACUUAUCUUCUUGGCUUGGGGGGUUGCAUAACUCCAUAGCUGCCAACAUUUAUCCGAUUAAAAUAGGGACAUCCUAAGGAAAAGUGGAACAUUCAGGGAUAAAAUCAGAAACCAGGAUGACUUCUGUAAAUGCGGGACUGUCCCUGGAAAAUAGGGACACUUGGAGGGUCUAGAAUACUCUUCUUUCUCCUUCAAUCACAAGGGGAAUGCAGAUUCACCAUCCCAUUCUUCCCCUGGCUCUUGCACCCAUUCUCCUCUCCUGCCUACUUAAACAAGCAGGAUGUUUGUGCUGUUCCAUAGGAGAUGGAAAGUGUGAGGAAGAUAAUAUUUUGUGAAGAGCAGGGAUGUAGAAGCGACAUCUGAAAAAUUCCUAAGCAGAUAGAGAGGUUCUGUGAGUUAUUACCUGGUAAGCCUCUGGGGCAGAACACCCAAAAGCCAAUUUUAUGGUAUUUGUCACGGUCCGGUUCACGGGCGAUCAAAGUCCCGGCUGGGGAUGUUGGGACCGGGGGCAAGAUAGCGGGGUGGGAGCAGGAACGGGAGUCCAGAAGACAGGAGUCAGAAAGCCUAGAUUCCUAGGGUUAGAGAUCCAGGAGUCAAGAAGCAAAGGUCCGACGGUCAGGAAGCAAGGAGUCACAAAGUCAAGGGUCCGAGAGUCAAGGAGUCAAACGCAGAAAGGCAGGGAACGUGUUGUUGUGGCAAAGAGCUGAAGGGAAAAUGCUGACCUUAUAUCCCUUCCCUGCUCUUGCCACCAGGUGCUGUGAGUUACCAAUUGGCCUCAUCUGUGUGGCCGCGCCUUGCCUCUUCAGAACAAACUUAGGAAGGCCCCAGUCCUGCAGAGUCCUAUUGUCACAGGGCCUGGCUCUUGCACGCACACCUGACAGUACUCCCCCCCAUAGGAAAAUGGGGUUCCAUCCCCGGCCAUGGCCCAGGCUUGUCUGGGAACCUCCGAUGGAAGGCCCGUACUUUGGUGGGCGUGUGCACUAAGUCGGCCGGCUCCCACGAUUGUUCCUCUGGCCCGUAGCCCACCCAGUCAAUUAGACAGUAGAGCUUGCCACGGAGCCAUUUCGAGUCCAGAAUCUGGGCGACCUGGAACUCAUCAUGGCCGUCAACCUGGACUGGCGGUGGGGCAAUGCUUCAGCUGGGAAACACUGGGUGGAUCUUCAGGGAGGGGGGAAGUUCCAACUUGUAGGCGACCGGAUUGAUCUGCUGCAGGGUGGUGAAUGGUCCCUGGUCCACCUUAGCCGACGGACGUCCAGUGCGGUGGUGCUCCAACGACAGCCAGACCUUAUCCCCAACCUGGAACGUGGGCCCCUGCUGGCGCUGUCAAUCCGCUUGCGCCUUAUAAUCUGCCUUGGCUCUCGCUAGGUGCCGUAUCAGGUCAGCUUGUGUUUCCUGGAUGUGGGAGACCCGAUCAUUGGCGGAAGGCACAAGAGACGCCGCCGGUAGUUAGCGUAGAAAGGGCUCUGUCCCGUGGAGGCAUGGCAGGUGUUGUUAUAGGCAAACUCAGCCAGUGGCAGAAGGUCCACCCAAUCAUCCUGAUGGUAGCUCAGGAACCAGUGGAGAUAUUGCUCCAGGACUUGAUUAACCCUCUCCGUCUGGCCAUGUGUUUGAGGGUGGUAUGCGGAAGAGAGGCGCCUCUCAAUACUCAGUCCCUUGAGGAAGGCCGCCCAGAACUGGGACAUGAACUGGGGACCCCUAUCGGAGAUCACCGCAUCUGGGAGCCCAUGUAGCCGGAACAUGGGUUCAAGAAACAAGUGGGCUGUCUGUUGCGCUGUGGGGAGGCUUAGAGCUGGGAUGAAGUGUGCCAUCUUGGUGAGUGAAUCCACCACCACCAGAAUGACCAACUGUCCUUUGGACACAGGGAGGUCCACGAUGAAGUCCAUAGAAAGUGUUGACCAUGGCCUGUGGGGGGGGUAAUGGCUGGAGGAGCCCCAAGGGUCUCUGCCGUGGCACCUUGGUCCGAUCAAAAGUCUCACAGGACCGCACGUACUUCUUAAUGUCCGCCCGAACCCCUGGCUACCAGAAAGCUCAGGCCAAUAGCUGCAGUGUCUUCGCGUAUCCCCCAUGUCCGGCAGUUCACGCAUCAUGGCACUGCUCAAGGACCUGGGUCUGGAGCAGCCCCUCUGGAAUUUAGAGCCGGCUGUGAUGAUACACACACCCAUCCCGGACAUCAAGCGGUGCACCCCCCAGUCCCAAAGGCACCGGGCUAGUAUCCAACUUAGGAAGGCUCCAGUCCUGCAGAGUCCUAUUGGUCACAGGGCCUGGCUCCUGCACGCACACCUGACAGUAUUAGCCUGUUUUAGCAUGUCCUGCCUGUGUUAAAGCGGUAUGGGAAGCAGCAAUGGUGCCACACUCAUUAUAUGAGAAUUGACCCUUGGUCAGGUCUCAAUUCAGCAUGAGAAUAAUAGAGCAUUUGGAAGGGCUGGGAAUAUAUUUUUCCUAGUGCACAUGUCUCCAUUCACAUGUUUCACAAACACAUGCUCCCUAUGGCAACCAAUGCCUGAGGCCUGGGUCAGUAGCUUACACUUCAUUAUAGUGGCAGGGCUAGAUGGAGGGGGGGCUACUGUUUCUGUAUAAGAGUGUUUUUAGGGAUAUGGCAGGGUGAAAUGGAGGCCCAGAUGUAUCAGGGAAAUGUUUGAAUACAAAAGGCUUGGGCAGAGUGAUAGCUAGGAGAUGGAGAGAAAAGGGAGUAAUAAAACACUAAUAAUUCAUACCUUCCAACAUCACUCAGAUGAAAAUCAGGACAUUUUCAUCUGAGGAAUGCAAGGUGUUUCUGACUGGGGGGAAAGGGUGGUGGAGGAAAUAGGUGCACACUUACUCAGCACAUGCUCAGAGGCACUACUGCCAUCUCUUCAUUACCUCACACAUAACCGGAUGAGACCCUAGCACUAGGCAUCAGCCCUCGUUCCCUUUCCCUCUGCUCUCUUAUCCAUCUUGCUAGUUGCUCAGGACUCAACCAUUGCCGUUGCCAGUUCCAAUCUGCACUGCAGCCCUUUUAAUCCCUGCCCACCCCCCGUCUCUCUCAAAGGUGCCCUGGUGAAUGACAUCAUCAGGCCGGACCAUCAAGCUUGCAGAUCACCAAACUGCGAGGGGAAGAGAGGCAAAAUCCAUGCAGAUCUGAUCCAAAGAACCAACCUUGGAGAGUCCGAUCCACUGCGUGGAUGGCAGGUAAGUCUCAGGCCCUGCGUGGCCUCUGCGAUCUGCUGUUGCCACUCUCACUCACUGCCAGGGCAGCACUGUGAGAGGGGAACAAAGCCUUGAAAUUGGGACACCCAAUUUCAAGUCAGAAGAUUGACCUCAUGGGCAUAGCUAGGAUUUUUGUUAGGGGGGACAUGCCUUUUGUUGGGGGGGGGGGCAGAACCUCAGUUUGCUAUGUAUUUUUAUUGAGUUAUAUUGAUUUAAGGGGGGCAGCUGCCCCUCCCUGCCCCCCGCACCCCCUUGCCUAUGCCCAUGCUUCAUCCAUCAAAAUUUAGGAAAUAUUCCCUGAGAAAAUUACAUACUAUUUUAGCACACAGAACAAUCACAAAAAGCCAUCUCUGGCUCUCCUCAUUACUCCAAAUAUUUCCUCUACAAAAGGAGAUAUCUUGGGGAACACUUCCCCAAUAGUUCUUUCGCUUUCAAAUCUUGCCUUAAGGGCAUAUUUAUGUAUGAGUAGGGUGGGCCAGUGACCUAGAUGCAAGAACUAAAGUAUUUACCAUCUCAAAAGAAUGGUCAGACUGCCCAGGUAAUGCAAUCAGUAAAACAUUAUCAGGUAUUCUGGCAGACAGAAGAGAAGCCUCAUACUCCUAUUUCUGUUGGAGACCACUUUACAGAUGCAGAAUGGUGGACUUCGGUUCCCAACGCAGUAGAAGAUUCAGAUGUUUUAAGGACCGCAGGGCCAAAUACAAAAAUCAGGAGGUUGUGCAACUGAAUGCUUUGCCAAUUUGUGGUUAUCAGUAAGCUACAGUUUUUCCUCAGAUCUGAAAAGAGGACAAAAUAUCAGUUAACUGGUUUAACUUGACCAGCGCUCUACCCCUGCCAAGAUAAAUGUACAACUUCCCAUUUUUAAACAAGGGUUGCCCCAGGGCGUGCAUAAAAUGUCAUUGUUAAUCUGUCCCAAGACUUUUCAUGCAGCUAAGAUGAACAGUAGGGUGCCAGCCCUCCCUGGCUGUGCUUAGAUCUGAGGACACCUUAGUAAGAGAGCACAUAAAAAGAUUAAAAAUGGCAAAUCCCUGUAGCAAUUGAGUGCCCACCAACAGGUGUACUCUAUGGUGCAGUUCCAGAUAAGGAAAUGCAACACCAAUACCCCCGCUUCAUCUGUUGGUAACUGCAUUAUUUGGAGGGAUAGCUGAGGGGAGGAAGCCAUUGAGAACCUUACAAAAUAUUGAUUCAUUUAGAAUAUUGUUGUGAAAAGUACUGAGAAAUUCCUCUCAAGACAUACAUAAAAUGGGGGAGCACUUUCAUUCUGAGCACUUUAAUCUUGCCCACUUAAGUGAUCCAUUACACAUACUGAUUAUUGUGGGAUUAUUCCCAUAUACUGCAGUAACUCUGGAUACUGGGUGGGAGUACCAUAACUUCCCCUGAUGGGAGUAUAUUUAGCUUGAUUUGUUUCUGAUUACCUGCACUAGUGCUAUGCGCUCAGAGUGAAGUUGAUAUAAGCACAUAUUUGUGGGGCAUGAGCAAAACUCCAGUUGAACUAAACUUCUGAUAUAUAAAAGUUGAACUAAACUUCAAAUAUAUGAAAGGAUGUCACAUAGAGGAGGGAGAAAGGUUGUUUUCUGCUGCUCCAGAGAAGCAGACACGGAGCAAUGGAUCCAAACUACAAGAAAGAAGAUUCCACCUAAACAUUAGGAAGAACUUCCUGACAGUAAGAGCUGUUCGACAGUGGAAUUUGCUGCCAAGGAGUGUGGUGGAGUCUCCUUCUUUGGAGGUCUUUAAGCAGAGGCUUGACAACCAUAUGUCAGGAGUGCUCUGAUGGUGUUUCCUGCUUGGCAGGGGGUUGGACUCGAUGGCCCUUGUGGUCUCUUCCAACUCUAUGAUUCUAUGAUUCUAUGAUUCUGAUAACAUCUUAGAACUUGCUUCAAUUUGCUGACUUGCUUUUUAGAGACAUGAGCCUCCCCUGGCUUAGUAAUCCAAGGAGUACUUUACCCUCCCAUCUUUCUCUUGAAAUGCCACACAUUUGUCCUCACUUUUUAUAUAUAUAUAUAAAAGCCUUAACUCAUGGAGCCUUUGCUCUAGCCAUGACCCCAGUGAAUAAAGUGAAGGCAAUCUUUGAAGAAAGGAUGGGAUAGGAUAGUGCUUUAUUAUUUAGUGUUGUGAGGUUCAUUUAUUGCUGCUGUCAGAGCAGAACUGCAGACCGGUGGCAAGUGAAUUCAUCACAGAAAUGGUAUUCAGGGGUGGUAGCUGCUAAAUACUUCAGAUCAAGUAGAACAUCUGUGUUGAAUUCAGAAAAUGUAUUCCUAACACUCUUAGGUCACUGCAUCCAAAAUGGUGGUAGUGAGCUUGAAAUCUGGCAUGUUCAUUAGACUUUCUUGUGGUUCACACCAUUUAUUGUUCAUUACAUUAAUGUAUGCCCCACUCUUCCUCUCAUCAAUAGUUUUUUUAGACAGGCUGUCACUGUGCACUGAAUAAAUAGAGGAGAAGGCUUGAAAUGGAUUCAGCUAGCCAGCAGUGGAUCUUCUCAUUCUGACCUGAUCUCUCCAGAAUGGGCUAUUCUCUUAAUAUUUUGCUAUCUCGUUUGGAAUUGCUAUCUGAUUGAAGAACAGUCAUUUAUAGAUAAGACUAGUGGUAGAUAGAAGAGUUUCAGUUUCAUGGCUGGAUAGUGGAUUUUCACCACCCCCAAGCAAUUUUCUACUUGCCAAAAAUAAUUAGCAUGUUAGUACUCUGCUGCUGUACUAAGCCAGUCAUUAAAGCAACAGAAGAAGGAUGUAUGUACAGCUUUUCUGGAAGCAUUGAUGGCUUGCCCUGCAUAAAGAAUCCAGAGAACCAUAGUACACUUCAGGACUAAAAACAAGCAUUUUGAAAAUAGGCCCCAAGACUGUGGGUCCAUUAUUUCCUCUACACAUUUCAAUUUAUUUACUUACUUAUUUAUCUACAUUCCUUUCAGGUGUAUGCAAAAUAUGAAAAUGAAAGGAAAUUGUUCAGACCUGGGGAGUAA
Molecule: messenger RNA, 13932 nt
Organism: Podarcis lilfordi (Lilford's wall lizard)
Lineage: Eukaryota; Metazoa; Chordata; Lepidosauria; Squamata; Lacertidae
Source: the annotation of a GenBank genome assembly